Messenger RNA from Baudoinia panamericana UAMH 10762, 267 nucleotides. RefSeq lists its product as uncharacterized. Lineage: Eukaryota; Fungi; Ascomycota; Dothideomycetes; Mycosphaerellales; Teratosphaeriaceae. The coding region runs from base 88 to 243 and encodes 51 amino acids. The transcript has a single exon. The record is from RefSeq and is a predicted model, not a curated record.
CACGUACUAUGGUAUCGCAUGGCAGCAAGCGUGCACCUCCUCCAGAGCUCAAAGAGAGGAAUGAUGGAAAGCUGCACAUACUGAGCAAUGACCAGCGGCGUGGGAUGCCCCUCAUAUAGGUGCCAAUACCGGCUCAGUAGUGCAGCAAGCGUCCUAUCGUCAUGUCGCGACCAACACGUAGCAGUUUAUGUACAACUAGCUAAGACAUUAAAGCGUUACUCGACACUGGCACACUUCACCUGAAAUGGACAGCGCUCUUGCCUCGCC